AUGAGCAACCAACCAUGGCUGGACAGUCUGUCAGACGAUUGGCCCUCUCCAGCUUCACCCACCACUCCCAUACCGCAACCAAUCCUCCCCGACUCCCCCAAAAUUACUAGUCAACAGGGUACCCCGAGUCGCAUUCCUGUCCCUGCACGGCGUUCCUUAGAACAACAAUCACCGGGAAGCAACAAGAAAGUUACCCGACCAUGUCAUUUUCAUAGAAGAGAACCUCCCACUCCGAAGACUCCACGAACCCCCAAAACACGGAAACCACGAUCGCCUGCUCCGGGUAAAACGACAUAUACUCCCAAGGCGAGCCCAAGAGUCAAUUCUCGCCACAGCCCCAAGGUCACUCCGAAACCCACCCCAGGUGCGGCACGCAAGCAGCCCACUAUGGAUACGCGCUCCCCUCUACGAUCGGUAUCGAAUGUCUCCAACACCUCCAACCAGUCUGAAUUCGACGGUACGGUUCAGAUCAAAGCGAGGAAGGACACAGAAACAAAGGAAGGGACGCCAGAAUGGCGCAGGCGGUUGUUGCGCGGGGAAAUCGCUGCUGGUGAGGCGCGGGAUUUGUUCGCGCCGAUGGGACUUGAGAGCGUGUUUAAGCCGCCGACACCAACUACUGGCGCAGAGCGUAAGGGCGUUUCUCCAUUCACGAAGCAAGAUGACCAUUUAUGGGAUUUCGCCGACACACCUCCGCGACAGAGUAGCGAUGGGAACAGUAGUCGCGACGAUGAGCCCGAACGUGUCAACAAGGAGAACGAAAAGGAAGAGGAGGACCAAUCGCCACAAGGGACCGUCAAUCGCGCCCCAUGGGACAAUAAUGGGGAACGGGACGCGCGUUGGGGUCAGGAAGGGUCAUCACAAGUAGGGAACACGCAACUACGAACUGCCAGUGGGCUGGAGGAUUUGCGCAACGAAGGACUCACACCCAUCAUCUUCUCUCGAAACAACACUGUGGAUGGAAAGGCGACCCCGGAAGUUAUCAAGUCUGCAUUGAAACAGGUCACCGACAAGUUGGAAAGCCUUUCUAUCGACAAGGACAGUCGCGCAGGUUCUCCAGCCAGCGAUAGCUUCCUUUUCUACAAUCACAGCGAACCUCGCCCAGACGCGUCUCCCCGAGAUGACAGUUUGCUGGACGUGACAAGUCACUCUCUGCCACAAGAUCUGUCUAUGGGAACGGUGGAAUUUAACAGCCGUAGAGGAAAUCGCUCCUUCCCUCGUCGCUUCUCUCCUUCGCCCUUGCCUUCACAUUUUUUGUCCCCCACAGUCCUCGCCAAUUCUAAAAUCCGAAGUUCCCCUCUCUUCAACCCCCCUAAUAAGACAGCGUCACCCGGCCUACCGCGUCCCUCUUCGUCUCAUGUCCGUCCAUCUACGGCAGGAGCCGAGACCGAGGCCAAAAUGCCGUCAUCAGGGAGUCCCCUGAAGUUAUUCGGUGACCACGACACAUUUACCAAUAACAGACUUCUUCGACGAAUGAGCCAGUUCGAGGACGAUUUUAGCGACGCGUCAGAAGGGGAAGAGCCCCCUUCGCCCUCGGAAGAAGCGCGAAGGAAAGGUGAAAACCGCGGCUUUUUGAACGCAAGACAUGAACCGCUGCAGGAGAUCUCGUCGAGGCGCAAUGAACGCGUCGGAUCUCGCAAUGCUGCACAUCGAAUCAGCCAGUUUGGAGGUGGUGAAUUGGACAAAUUUGAUUUCUCGGACAACAGCCCCUACGAACACAAAUUGGUCUAUGAUGAGGCCGCGGGAUUUGGCUCUCGACCAUCUUCACGCAAGCGAUCAUCAACCCGGCAAAAAUAUCUUCGGGGCCCCUCUCAACAAUUGUCUCAUUACAGCCGAUCAGCAAGUUCCGGUUUCACUCGGAAGCCAUCGGCAUGGAUGCGCCAGGAUUUCUUUGAUGAUGUGCGACAUGGGAAUCGGCCACACAAUAAGGAAAACAUGGCUCCUGAUGUCAAGCGAGUACCGAAGGCCGCCGGCUUGGAUCCUGUCCCCAAACGCCGUCGAACGAUCAUGAGAAACAUCAGCGCCGAGCCCCAUCACAAUGCCGACGGCGUGUCCCCGCAGAAAUUCGGCGACAGCAUGUCGCUUUUGCAACGAAGUCUCAUGCAACAUGGUGUACAGAUAGAGAAUAGUGACUAUCUCGCGCCGCCGGGCCAUUCCCAAUCCAUGCAGCGACCUCGAACACCCACACCAAGUCAAAUACGGACCGAUGGGGAAAGUCAUGUCGCACCGCGCAGGGACUUUUCAGAGUCCAAUUUCGAUAACACUGAUUAUUCCGAUUCAUUCUCCCUCGAUGGUGAUAUUCCACUGGUGAAGAUCACCGGCACCAGCGAUACUUCGCGGAAAGGAUCCAUCACCACUCAGGAUUAUUUGAAUGAAGCCACCAAGAUCAUGGAUUUCAUCAGAUCAAAGGGAAGAGACGUCGGUGCCUUGACAAGUCUGCACGAAUCUGACGUGGAAAGCGAGGAAGACUUCAGUUAUGACGAUGAUUCUACCCGAGAAGCAUUCUCUCGCCCUCCCAGUCGGGACGGGACCGACCUUCGCAAGUUAAGGGAGGUGAAGGAAUUGAAUCCGACUAUUUUGAGCCAUCUAAAAAAAUAUCAAGAGCAGGAUGAUCACGACGAUCGCGAGAUGUCUCUGCAUGCCUCCCAGGGCCAGGAUGAGGGUCAAACCGAACUCGGUGAACACAGGUCACAGAACAUUCGAAUUCAGGGGCCGCGAAAACGAAAAACCAGUGGGAUGGCCGACGACACGGCGGAAAACAUCGCCCAUGAUCUGAUGACUAUCAACACACAAAUGUCUGGUUUCAGCGUUACUUCCGUGCCCACAGGCAGUUCGCAAGGCUCUCAUGUGAAAGGCGUGCUGGCUUCUGAUAUUGUAGCCCAUCUUAUUCCAAGUGAAGUCAAUGGCUUCAAGUAUGAUCGUUCGAAGAAUCAGUGGGUGAAGGAUGAGGUGGAAGAACAACAGGCGCCCGUCUCUGAACCUGCCGAGGAGGCUGAUGACCCGUUCAGAGAUAUCCCGGAUCUCAGUGUGGACGAGCUACAAGAGAUGAUGAGAGUCCAUGGCCUCAGUUCUCCUACUAAGGCUGACGCCGAAGUCAAAGACCAAAACAAGGCCCGCAGUCCUUUGGCUACGAGAACAUCCCUUAAGAGGCCCGAUGGUCGACCCCACACGAGAAACGGGGAGCCUUCUGUCGGUACAAGCUCAGUUCAAUCAAGGUUUACUCGCUUCACGGCGAGUGUUCCUAAUCCUGGGACGAGAGCUACGUCAUGGGACACCGACGAGGCAACGGGGAGGGAGCCGUCCGGACAGGAGAGACUCGAGGCUCAACACCCGGAGCCACUGUCUUCAAAAAAUCCCAACUCCCAAGGGAAGCAAGCACGUGUCGCGACAGUCAACCUCUCGUCGCCGCUUGUUUCACGCUCCUCCUCCACGGAGGAAUCUCAUGAUGCCCAGCCCAACCUGCAGCCGAAUCACGCUCAACAUGGGACUGUACCAGAUGAGGGUAACACGCAGGCAGGCCUCGGAAGUGUCUCCACACGUCUCUCAGCACCCCCCACGGCACGUCAAACAUCGGUUGGUGGACAGCCGUUCAUCCGGCGUCCCAUCUCAAGGAUUGAAGAGAGGAACGAGGAGAAUGGUGAUGAACAAAGCCUCGUCCGCAGGAACGAGUCAGUUCAGGUUCAAGAGACGCCGGUAAGAACAGAAACCGGGCAAUCACUGAUGCCUCCCCAGAGCGCCGGGCUCGACACGAGCUACAGCUUUCAUCUCAGUCCACUUGCGGACUUUACCGUCAACCAAGGCGACCAGCCACUGAACCUUGAAAUGAGCUACGUGGCUCAGCGCACAAACCCGUCUUCUUUGCGACAAGUGCAUGGGACAUUCGCAUUGGCGGUUGAAGCUUUGAUUAAGCAUAUCACUGAUGUGGAGCCAUAUGAGCCUUAUUGGGAGCAUGUUCGCCGCUUAGUGUUGCGCCAGAAGGGGCUCAUCACACUACACAAGCUGAACGAAUUCUGCCCUCGAUUAGAAGAGCUGGAUGUUUCGGAUAACGAGAUCGGCCAAUUGAGUGGCAUUCCCUCCACCCUGAGGACUCUCAAAAUUCCCAGAAACUGCCUUUCCAAUCUUACUCCCUGGGGUCACAUGGUGAAUCUGCAGUAUCUGGACGUUUCAGGAAACGAUAUUGAGACAUUGGACGGCUUCUCAAGCUUGAUCCAUCUCCGCGAGUUGAAGGCGAAUGACAACCGGAUCCGCAACAUUGAUGGGAUCCUCGAUCUCAAUGGCCUGCUUAGCCUGAAGCUGAGCAACAACUCUGUCACUGCAGUAGACUUUGAGGGGUCCGAAUUGACCCGUCUUCGUGACCUCGACUUGAGCCACAACUGUCUGACAUCUGUUCGGAACGUUGAAUGGCUUCCGUCACUUGCCACUCUGGAUCUCAGCGCCAACCACAUCACCCAGUUCGACUCUCCUGCUUCUCUUAUCAGCUUACGCGCUCUCAAGCUCUCCGAAAAUCGCUUGAAUGCUUUGGAUGCACGAGCCUUCCCGUCUAUCAGCCUUCUCUAUCUUGAUGAGAACCAUCUUUCUACCGUGACUGGCCUUGAGAAUUGUCACAAUCUCGAGGUGCUAUCUCUCCGAGAGCAGACGCCGUGUACAGAAGACGACCAUGAGUUCAGGGUGGAUAUUGAUUUGGGAGUCGUCAAGGAUGUUCGCAAAGUCUUUUUGUCAUCGAACAGACUUUCUGCCCAGACUGUUUCUCCCUCUGCUCCACUCCUGCGACUCCAACUUCUUGAUCUCGCUGCCUGCGCACUGAAGGGCCUCCCGGGCGAUUUUGCGAUGAGCUUCCCGAAUGUCAAGGUCCUGAACUUGAACUUCAACUCUAUUGAUGGGGUUGAGCCACUGGAUGAGAAGGGUUUGUCAGAUUCUCAGUCGUUUAGGCAGAACUGGAAAAGGAACCGCAUGUUCCUUGAGAAAGCUGGAUCUUCGUGGAAACCCAUUGACGGUUGGUUUCUACCCCCAGCGGUGACUGGGAGUGGAAAUGCCGAUCGCAAGAAGUUGAAGUACCAAGACAAAGCCAUCGUCCGGCACCAGAAAAAUUACCAGGAUCUCUCUGACGCCCUAGCUGAGCUCGGAAACGACGAGCAGAUCUCCCAUCGCGCCGCAAUGGGGGAUGAUCCCAAGGCAGACAGAGAAACCGAAAUCAACGACCCGUUCACUCUCCCACUCGCAGACCAGCAAGCCGAUGUGAAGUAUCUCAGGAACCUCGACCAAGCCACACGGCUCCGCCGUAGAGUCCUGGAGCUCUUGCUUUACGCCGGCACAAGCGGCUCCCUCCAUACAUUUGAUGGCUUGGCUCUUCGACCAGUGCUUGGCGAUGAGCGUUCGGACAUGAACAAAGCCUGGGAGAGACUGGAACAUCUCGGCGUACUGCGAAGGAGGGCGAUUCAAAAUUAA
Penicillium bovifimosum is the source of this 5442-nucleotide messenger RNA. RefSeq lists its product as uncharacterized. NCBI's taxonomy places the organism in Eukaryota, Fungi, Ascomycota, Eurotiomycetes, Eurotiales, Aspergillaceae. The transcript is spliced from 2 exons. The record is from RefSeq and is a predicted model, not a curated record. Gene Ontology annotation, molecular function: protein binding. The coding region runs from base 1 to 5442 and encodes 1813 amino acids.